CAAUACUUGCAUGAAACUUUAUUUAUGUCACGUUUCAAGGCCUACAUAGUUAUACUGACGCGUUGAAGAGACUUUGCGCGUUGACUUGCCCCCUGCUUCUGGCAAACCGCCCUGUGGUGAUUCCAUUCUUGCUUUUAUCCUUGAAUUAGCACUUAGAAAGACAGUCUGCUCUUUGGCUUGAGCGUAGUGGGCCAGCAUGCAAGCCGUGGGGCCAGGGAGCACGCUAGCGUUUGGGCGGACACCAGUUGUGCGACCUGCGGCUAGGCGGGACCUCACAAAGGAUGAGAGCGAGGCGGUCUUGUUUGCGUUUGAAACCCUGGACGCGGAGCGCACGGGGUCUGUCAGCCGGAAGCAGCUCAAGGUGGCGCUGAGGGCGCUCGGCUUUGGCGUAAAGAAGGCGGACGUGGCGGACCUGCUGGCACGGCACGGAGAGGAGAGCACGCAACAACUGGACUUCCAGACGUUCCGGCGGGUGGUUGCGGACAUGCUGUGUCAGCGCACGCCGCUGGACGAGCACCGGCGCGCCUUCCAGCUUUUCGACGUGCUGGGGCAGGGUGCCAUUGACUUUGUGACGCUAAAGCGAGUGGCCAAGAGCCUCAACCUGGACAUCCCAGAUGAGGAACUGCAGGACAUGAUCCACGAGUUCGGCAAGGACGGCCUCAUCACGGAGCAGGACUGGCUCGCCAUCAUGAGCGCUGACUGAUGCGCCGUUUACACUCGCACCCCCGUGGCGGGUGGCACACACACCCCGCGCCAGCCGGCUUCCAAUCAUGAUUCAUGACUCGUUCGGGCAGGCGGCAACAAACCUACGGGCAAUCUCACGACUAGGACGUUUGCACCGUACGGUGCAUUCAUUAUGCACGCCAACCUGACACGCUCACUGGAGUUGACGGGGUCAAUGCGCGCUCAAUGAUGAAAUGUAGACUUCAGUAUCAUUCAACCCGACAAGGACAAGAACAGUGCGCUUGCCCUUCGGCAUAAACAUCACGUAGUCGUUGUGAUGACUUCAUAUACUGUUGCAGUGUGGUAGUGCUUCAAUGCGCAUGCAUGGGAUAGAUACCGUAGUGUACACAUGAUGCAUAGUGACGCUGCUGUGCGAAGCCAGCGGCGUCUAUGGCGGCAAAGGUGCCGUCAACAGAGCGGGCGGCAGUGCUGCCAUCCCCCGGUGUCGCCUGUAACAGCCCGCUGAU
This is a messenger RNA of Chlamydomonas reinhardtii, 1190 nucleotides long. RefSeq lists its product as uncharacterized. Gene Ontology annotation, cellular component: centrosome; centriole. NCBI's taxonomy places the organism in Eukaryota, Viridiplantae, Chlorophyta, Chlorophyceae, Chlamydomonadales, Chlamydomonadaceae. Gene Ontology annotation, molecular function: calcium ion binding. Gene Ontology annotation, biological process: mitotic cell cycle; centriole replication. Bases 197 to 703 code for a protein of 168 amino acids. The transcript has 4 exons. The record is from RefSeq and is a predicted model, not a curated record.